Molecule: messenger RNA, 5174 nt
Organism: Mugil cephalus (flathead mullet)
Lineage: Eukaryota; Metazoa; Chordata; Actinopteri; Mugiliformes; Mugilidae
Gene: nek1
Product: NIMA-related kinase 1
Exons: 36
Coding region: 180-4373 (1397 amino acids)
Biological process (GO): protein phosphorylation
Molecular function (GO): protein kinase activity; ATP binding
Source: RefSeq, a predicted model, not a curated record
UGACCGUUAUGUAAACCAAUGGGAGAGCGGUAUUUGUGAACCUGACCAAUUAAAAUGCAGCAAUGCAUGACUAAAGCUAGGUAGAGAGCGGCAAGACAGAAUCAAGUGCCAGAACCUCUGCGAGAUAGCAGCGAAAAAAGACUAAUGACCCAGCAUGAGGAGCCAGUCAUUCCAGUAAAAUGGACAAGUACGAAAAGGUGAACAAAAUCGGGGAAGGCUCCUUUGGAAAGGCCAUCCUUGUGAAAUCCAAGAAGGAUGGACACCAAUAUGUCAUCAAGGAGAUUGGCAUAUCAGGAAUGCCAAGUAAAGAGAGGCAGGAGUCUCGUAAAGAAGUUGCUGUUCUUGCCAACAUGAGUCAUCCCAACAUUGUCCAGUAUAAGGAGUCUUUCGAAGAGGGGGGCUGUCUGUAUAUUGUGAUGGAUUACUGUGAGGGUGGAGACCUGUUCAAAAAGAUUAACUCUCAGAAAGGAGUACUUUUUUCCGAAGAUCAGAUCCUGGAUUGGUUUGUGCAGAUUUGCCUGGCACUCAAGCACGUUCAUGAUCGAAAAAUCCUCCACAGGGACAUCAAAUCACAGAAUAUAUUUCUGACAAAAGAUGGGACUGUGCAGCUUGGAGACUUUGGAAUCGCGAGGGUGCUGAACAGCACUGUAGAACUGGCAAGAACAUGCAUAGGAACGCCAUAUUACUUGUCGCCGGAGAUCUGUGAAAACAAACCGUACAACAAUAAAAGUGAUAUUUGGGCCCUAGGGUGUGUCCUAUAUGAAAUGUGCACUCUUAAGCAUGCAUUUGAGGCCGGCAACAUGAAGAAUCUGGUUCUGAAGAUAAUUCGUGGCUCGUACCCUCCCGUGUCUGUUCACUAUUCCCAAGAACUGCGCUCUCUCUUGGCACAGCUGUUCAAACGCAACCCUCGCGAGAGGCCCUCAGUCAGCAGUAUACUGGACAAACCUUUUCUUUCCUGUAGAAUAGAAAAGUUUCUCACACCUCAGAUCAUUGCUCAGGAAUUCCGCCAUACUUUUCUUCACAAGCAGCCUAAAGUGGGUGUGGUCCAGGUGCCACCAUCCCAGAAGAUUACAAAACCAGCCGCCAAAUACGGAGUGCCUUUAAAUGUGAAGAAGGUGUCAGAUGGAGCCAAAAAGCCUGCAGAGAGGAAACCAGCUGCAAAACAAAAACCGGCCCCUCUUCCAGCAGCCCCCAAGAGAAGAGUGAGUCAAGUGGAGGAAGAGAGGAAAAAACACGAGGAUGGCAUCAGGAAGAAAAAGAUGGAGCUGAUUGAGAAAGAAAGAAAACAGAGAGAGCAGAUGGUCCUGCUGAAAGCAGAUCAAAUGAAGAGAUAUGAAAAAGAAAAGAUCAAUCGAAUAAAUCAGGCCAGAGAACAAGGCUGGAAGCAUGUCCUGAGCUCUAGUGGAGGUAGCAGCCCAGAGAGGAAGCAUUUUGUAGGCGGUGGAAAGAGGGCUGCAGGUGUUGGCCUCCCUCUCCCAAGUGCUGUUCACGGCCCCACUCCAGCUCCUGUCUCCAGCAAAACCCCUUAUGAUCAUUACCACGCAGCUUUGGACCAAAUGGCUAAACCACAGCCCAAAGACAUCAGCAGGGAAGGAUCCUCACCAGGACCGGGCAGCCCCAUUCGCGUGCCACCUGCUGCUGGCCCAGUGCUGCCCAACGGCCCUGCCCGACGCCUAAACCCCGAUGUAAUCAAAAGAGAACUUCAGAGGCUGCAGCAUGUUUCAAAGCAGGCCCAUAUUAGUAGACAGCGUGGACACAUGGUGGCUGAACGGACCUGUCAGGUGGAGGAGUUCUUACAGCGGAAGAGAGAAGCUAUGCUCAACAAAGUCCGCGCUGAGGGGCAGCUGGGCACUCGGCAAAACCUGGCUGCAAUCUAUGGAAGCCGGACAGGUACGCUUCGGUGCAGGAGACCUAGAGCCAACAAAGAGGAGGAGGAGUACUUGGCAAGACUGAGGCAGAUCCGCUUGCAGAACUUCAACGAGCGUCAGCAGAUCAAAGCCAGGCUCAGAGGAGAGAAGUAUGACAGUGAUGGGUCUGAUAGCCAGGAGUCCAGUGAGGAGGCAGAGCUCAGGAGAAAGAAGAUAGAGGCUUUAAAAGCCCAAGCAAAUGCCCGCGCUGCUGUACUGAAAGAACAACUGGAGAAGAAGAGGAGAGAAGCACACGAGAGAGAAAAGCGAGCUUGGGAGGACCAUCUUGCAGCCCGGGGGGUGAAGGUUGCCGCGUCUGCAGGAAGCGCAGCGUCGGUGGCAGCAGUAGCAGUAUCAUCUACCUCGGACAGUCCUCCUCCACAGCCCAGCCCCCCUCAACCAGACGCCGCUGCCAAAGCUCCAGUCCUGCCCGCAUCCAAACUCUCUACCCCAGCCAUAUCCAUGACUGCUGCCCUAAAGAACGUUGGAGCGAGCACUCCACUGAAAGAAAACUUGCCUGAACCAGAGGGUGCUACUGUGAUCCAGAGUGAGAAAAAGCAGAUUCUGCGCAGACUUAACCAGAACCUAAAAGCCCAGAGCCCUGCAGAAGAAGCUGAGGAGUCUCCUCCAGCGCCUGCAGAACCGAGCCCUGCUCCUCAGCAGAGCCAGACCCAGGCUGACGCAGAGAAACGCCCCUGUUCAAACGGAGAGCGCAAGAAGUGGGACGCAGGAGAUCUGCCCGUACUUCCUGCUGCUCAGCAAACCUUGGAGGAGACGUGUAUCGCUACAACCACUGCAGAAGAAGACAGACCAUCCUCUGGUGAAAGGAAGAAGUGGGAGGCAGGAGCUCCGAUCGUCCUCUCUUUAGCCCAACAAACUCUAGAGGAGACGUGCAUCACGACCAUCGAACAAACCGUGGGUGAAGUUAUACGGAUGGAUGGGCUACAGGAAGAAGCUCCCAGGAAGGUGUGGGGAGCGCAUCCGGACUCUCAGGUGCUGAGGGUUCUUCAGGAGGCAGAGCUUCAGCCUCUCACCCAGCAGCUGGAGGAUGUCACCAUAUGUGAGGAGGAAUUUUCUAGUCCUGAUGAGCCUAUCCAGGCAGCAGCAGAACCUGACACUGUGAAGACGAGAGAAGUGGCAGCCUCUGUUGAGCCUCAGCUCUGCACUUCAAGCGAGGCUUCACAUCAGGAAGUGUCUGUGGCCGGUGCAGUAGAAAGAGAGUCAAUGCCACCCAAUGUUACUGAGAUUCAGGAUCCAGCAGACCUGGAAUCUGUGGUUUUGGAAGAAAGUCCAAAUCUGGUCUCUCAUCCCCCAGCUGGUGUGCAGCAGGCGUGGGAGCAGGAAGCCCAACAACAAAUGCCACCAGAGGGCAUUAUGAGACCGACAGACUCCAAGGAAGUCGACAAGAAUUCAGAGAAGCCAACUGAAUCAUCUGCUGCAGCACAGUUUGAGGAGCCCCUAUUUAUGAAGCUGUGUUCCCCGGCCCACCGACGCACUGCUGCCCUCGCAGCCCUCUCAGCCCAGUCCUCCAUGGAUGAAUCAUCCUCCUCCCUGGCCUCACGCUCACGCUCCGUCUCACCUCUGCGCUCCAAGCACCAGGACGCCCUCCUCAUCGGUCUCUCCACUGGCAUGUUCGAUGCCAACAACCCCAAGAUGCUGCGGACUUGCUCUCUCCCAGACCUCAGUCGACUCUCAGCCGGCCCCGCGGUGACCAGCGAGACUAAUGUUGCCCCGGACAACAACCUGGAAAUAGAGGACAUGGACGAAGCAGCUAAAGAUGAGGACCAGUCAGAGGCCGAGGAUGCAUAUGAGGAUCAGGAUCUGCGGGACAUCAGGGCCUCCAUGGAGAGGCUGCUGCAGGAAGAGGGCGACAUAAUGAGGAGCCCUCCAGAGGACGGAGCGGGGGACUAUAAUGGGAACCCUCCAGAGGGCAGAGACCAAGAGCUUUUCAACAGGAUCGCAGCUGAGAUCAAUCAGGACAACAAUCAGAUGGCUGUAGAUGACGACGACGAUGAAGAAGACGAUGAUGACGAAGAGGAGGAGGAGGAGGAGGAGGAGGAAGAAGAGGAAGAGGAAUGUUCAAACGGGAGUCCUGGCGACGAGGAGGCAGAGGAGUUGCUUACGAAUGGUGUGGGAGAAGAUGACCACAGUAACAACAGCCAGCUCAAUGAAGAAUGGCAUUCAGAUGGCAGCGGAGAGGAACAGGGCGGAGAAGCUGAGCAUCACGACAGCAUCUUCAGUCGUCUGGAAGAGCUUCGCUUCAACCUAGAGCAGCAGAUGGGCUUUGAGAUGUUCAUUGAGGCUUACAAUAAGAUUAAGGCUAUACAUGAAGAUGAAGAUGAGAAUAUUGACCUGGGCUCCAGUUUGGUCUUAAGCAUUUUGGGAACUGAGCACCAGCAUCUGUAUCCCAACAUCCUUCAUCUAGUGAUGGCUGAUGGCGCGUAUCAAGAAGAUAAUGAUGAAUAAUGUUUUGUGCAGUGGAGCUGCUGGCAGCUAUGACAAUCUGCUAGCUAUCCGAUGUCUUCCUAUGACGCACAUCAUUGGCAGAUGGAUCUAUGCAUGAAGCGACGCAGCCUCACAUCUAACAGUGUUUCAGGCACACUUGCAUGAUGUAAAAGUAGUACACGCAAGACUGUAUUUCAUACUUUGACUAUCAGCACCUGACACUAUUUUCUAACCAGUGUUCUUUCGGAAGUGCAUUAUCAGAUUCGUGUUCUUAUUAACCAAAGUUAACGUCAAAACUCCUGUACAUGUUUCUGAAAGUCGGUGAAAGGAUGACAUGUGUGUAUUGUCUCUCUGAUUAAUAGCUUAGGCUUUCUUAGUUGUUGGUUCAGUUGGACUCUUCGUGGCAUUUUGUUUCGGUGGGAAAAGAUCUGGUCCUCUCAGGUGCUUUCUUUGUGUCUCAUUCUCAACUAUAUCUUCAGACCAUAAACCAGGUCGCCUCCACGCACACUACGAUUUGCUCAAAACCAGUUGAACCUCCUUUUUGUUACAAAUGUUUUCACCAAACGCAAAUUUAAAUAUUAUCUUCUACAUUUUCAGCAUUUCUUACUGUCUCAGAUAACCCAAAUUAAGUCGGACUUGUGAGUGAGACUGUCGCCAGGGUACUGUAGCAAGACUGUGGCCGGUGUGACGUGUAGGUAGAGUGUCCGGUGCAGAGGGCACCGUGUACUGAUCAUAUAACCAGUGGUGUAAAUGCAAACAAGAAUUCAUACUUUAAAUUAAAUAUUGUAAAUCUUUAUAUGAAAUAAACACAUUUUUUAAGUA